Phacochoerus africanus (Common warthog) is the source of this 432-nucleotide messenger RNA. Its product is annotated as basic salivary proline-rich protein 3-like. The record is from RefSeq and is a predicted model, not a curated record. The transcript has 2 exons. Lineage: Eukaryota; Metazoa; Chordata; Mammalia; Artiodactyla; Suidae. Bases 1 to 432 code for a protein of 143 amino acids.
AUGGACGAACACGGAGGACGUGACACUAAGUGCAACGAGCCGACACAGGAGGACAAAACACUACAUGACGCCUGCCUCUCCCACGAGGGGAGGCGCGGCCCCCACGGGAAGCGGGGACCCACGCGGCCCUCCGCGGGGGGAGCGCCCUCACGAAGGGGGCCCCCACGCAAAGAGGACCCCCAAGGGAGGGGGGCCCCCACGCGAGGGGAGCCCCCGCGAGAAGGCGGCCCCCACGCGGCCCCCGCCCCCGCGCCCUCCGCGCGGCCCCCGCCGCAGGCCCUCCCCAGCUCCCGCCGCCCGCCGCCUUCCGGCAAGAUGGAGGCCGCGCCGCCGCCGCCGCCGACGCGCCUGACGCGGGCCCGUGACGCCCGUGACGCCCGCCGCGCGCCGCCGCCCCUCCCCCGCUCCCCUCCCCCCGCCGUAACGUCCUGA